This is a messenger RNA of Cannabis sativa, 2100 nucleotides long. RefSeq names its product receptor like protein 29. The record is from RefSeq and is a predicted model, not a curated record. Lineage: Eukaryota; Viridiplantae; Streptophyta; Magnoliopsida; Rosales; Cannabaceae. The transcript has a single exon. Gene Ontology annotation, molecular function: protein binding. Gene Ontology annotation, cellular component: plasma membrane. Bases 451 to 1818 code for a protein of 455 amino acids.
GCUUAAUUGAUUACAAAAUAAUCAAAUUUUGUAACAAAGUUGUGUGACAGACAGACAGAAGACAGACAAGUUAAUACUACCACCACCACUACCACUACUACUACUCCCUCUUCUCACAAUCACUUCAAUCACAUCAUCUCUCUCUCUCUCUCUUUCUCUCUCUCACGUCUCAACACACGCAUGCAUUUAACACUAUCAUAUCAUUUCACUCACUCACUCACUCACUCACUCAUAUAUAUCUACUAAUUAUGAACUUAUGCAUUAUCUGGUCAUUAAUUAAUGCUAAUUAAUUUCUUUUAUUUUUGCACCAUGCAACAAAACUCUCAGAUAUAUACAUACAAGUGUGAUGAGAGAGUUAGUGACAGAACAGUCAUGAACACAAAAACAGAAGUCAUCUAAAUCAGUGUGAGCAAAGCUAAGCAAAGCUGACCAUAUUCUCUCACAAACACAAUGUUCUUCUGCUCAUUCUCACUCUUCUUCUUCCUCUUCUUUCUUCUUCAUUUUCUUUCUCUUCCUUACUCUGCUCUAUCUGUACUCCUCAACAAUCUAAGCCAUGCAAACAAACAGACACUUCCACCAUCUGAAGCUGAAACUCUGCUCAACAUCAUGGAAUCAAUGUCUUCUGACCAAACAUGGAAGACCUCUUAUCCUCACCCUUGUCAACAAGACUCAUCUUGGCCUGGUAUAGAAUGCAAACUUGGAAAUGACAAUACUUUUCAUGUCUCAAGGCUUGACUUUGGUACUUUUCCUUACCCAACUUGCAAGAAAACAGCUUCUUUCCCUUCUCAAAUCUUUGCUCUGCCUUUUCUCCAAUCUGUUUUCUUCUUUGAUUGUUUCACUCAUACGAAAACAACUCUAUCUGUUCCAGAAGAUAAUAAUGUCUUCAACUCCUCACUUCAACAGCUCAGUCUAAGGUCCAACCCAGCUUUAAUUGGUUCAAUCCCACCUCAGAUUUCUAAACUUAAGUCCUUAAAGAUCCUAACUUUAUCACAAAACAAUCUCUCUGGGAAAAUCCCAGUUGAGAUUUUUAGCUUAACUUCUUUAGUUCACCUUGAUUUGAGCUAUAACUUGCUCACUGGUUCUAUCCCAAAUCAAUUGGGCAAUCUUAAAAGCCUAGUGGGUGUUGAUUUAAGCUACAAUAAACUUUCAGGGACAAUCCCCAACACAAUUGGCCAACUGGGUCAGCUUCAAAAACUUGAUUUAAGCUCUAAUUUGCUUACUGGUGGAAUUCCUGAUGAUAUUGGGGAACUGAGUGUAUUGGUCUUCAUGGCUUUGAGUAACAAUAAACUGAAUAAACAGUUUCCAGAAGGAAUAGAAAAGUUGCAGAGUUUGCAGUACUUAAUUAUGGAUGAAAAUCCCAUGUCAGUACAAUUACCAUUAGGACUUGGUAAGCUUGUGAAACUUGAAGAGUUAAGGCUUGCUGAUUCUGGAUAUUCAGGUACCAUACCAGAAACUUUGUCUCAGCUAAAAAGCUUAACCACUUUGUCAUUACCAAACAACCAUUUGACAGGUCAAAUCCCAGUUGGGUUUAGUGGUCUCUCACAUAUUUACCACUUGAAUCUCAGUAAAAAUCUCUUAGGUGGUACUGUGCCUUUCAAUUCAAGUUUUUUAAAUAGGCUUGGUAAAAACUUGGACCUUAGUGGGAACCCAAGUCUCUGUUUGAGUCCCUCUGAAGCAUAUAGUGUCAAAGUUGGAGUAGUCAAUAUAUGUGGAAAAAUGAAGAAUGGAUCUGCCAAUGCCAAUCAGCCAUUGAUGAACUCUCAUGCUUUAUCUCAUCAACCAUUGUUUCUGCUUGGUCUCUUAUUAUUGUUCAUGUAAUAAAUUUUGUUACAUAGCUUAAUAUUCUAAGUUAUUGUAUUAUUAGCUGUUUUUUUCUUUAUGAUGAGAUGUAGAUACAUAAGAAUCCAAGAAAGAAAAUUAGCAGGAAAGUAGGUAUAAAAUCAUUUCUGGUUUGUUUAAAUUUUCAGGCUACAAUUUUAGUGACAUUGGUGUGAUUGUUUUGUCUUUUGACAGUUUAAUUAUUAUGUAGUAUGACUGAUAUGUUUUCUAUGAUCAACUUUCAAUAUGCAAAAGUUGUAACUGGUUACUAUUUUUGGAGCA